AUGCCCCCAAAAACAAUGUUCGAGAAGAUAUGGGACCCCCACGUGGUGCAUGAUGAGCCGGGCGAGCCAUCCAUAAUCUAUAUCGACCUGCACCUCGUCCACGAAGUGACAUCUCCCCAGGCCUUCGACGGGCUGCGGAUGGCCGGUCGUCCCGUUCGACGCACCGACCUGACGGUGGCCACCGCCGACCACAACACGCCAACCUGGGACUUGUCACUGCCUGUGACAGACGAGAUUUCCCAAGCCCAACUAGAAGCUCUGUCCCGCAACUGCGAGGAAUUCGGCGUAACCCUCUAUGACCGGUUCAGCCCCUUGCAGGGCAUCGUCCACAUAAUCGGGCCCGAUCUCGGCUACACCCAGCCCGGCAAAACCGUUGUUUGUGGCGACAGCCACACCUCAACCCACGGGGCGCUGGGGGCCUUCGCCGUCGGCAUCGGCACCUCCGAAGUGGAGCACGUGAUGGCUACGCAGACCCUCCGGCAGUUCAAGCCGCAAACAAUGGAAGUUCGCGUGGACGGACAACUACCUCCCGGUGUCACUGCCAAGGACAUCAUUCUCGGAAUUAUCGGUCGUAUUGGCGUCAACGGCGGCACCGGCCACGUCAUUGAGUAUACCGGCGAGGCGAUCCGCUCCCUUUCAAUGGACGGGCGCAUGACCGUCUGCAACAUGAGCAUCGAGGCCGGUGCCAGGGCCGGAAUGAUCGCCCCCGACGAAACCACUUUCGAGUAUGUCCGGGGCAGGCAGUUCGCUCCGCAGGGCGCCGAAUUCGACGCUGCCGUCGAGCGCUGGAAGCUGCUGCCCACCGACCCGGGAGCCACAUUCGACAAGACUGAGAUAUUUGACGCAUCUCAGAUGGAGCCGUACGUAACCUGGGGUACCAACCCGGGAAUGGUGGCGCCAAUAAGCGGCCACGUGCCGGACCCCAACUCCUUCGAGGAGGCCGGCCAGCGGGAAGCGGCCGCGCGGGCCCUGCAGUACAUGGACUUGCGGCCAGGGACCCCGAUCAACGGCAUCAAGAUUAACCGAAUAUUCGUCGGCGCAUGCACCAACGCCCGGCUGGAAGACCUCCGCGCUGCUGCUGAAGUGGUCCGCGGCCGCAAGGUGCACCCCGACGUCUACGCGAUGGUCGUUCCCGGAUCAGCCAAGAUCAAGCUCGAGGCGGAGGAAGAGGGUCUCGACCGCAUCUUCACUGAGGCGGGGCUCGACUGGCGCGUGGCAGGAUGCUCGAUGUGCCUGGGUAUGAACCCAGACAUACUGGCCCCGGGGCAGCGCUGCGCCGCCACGUCAAAUCGCAACUUCGAGGGACGCCAGGGCAAGGGAGGCCGAACUCACCUUGUCAGCCCGGCCAUGGCCGCCGCUGCCGCCAUCGCCGGUCACUUCGUCGAUGUGAGGGACCUUUAA
Geodia barretti is the source of this 1401-nucleotide messenger RNA. Lineage: Eukaryota; Metazoa; Porifera; Demospongiae; Tetractinellida; Geodiidae. The record is from the annotation of a GenBank genome assembly.